AUGACAUCGCCACCCGAUCUCGACCCAUAUGUGGUGCUGGGCGUUUCCAAGAAUGCCACCGUCUCCGAGAUUCGAGCUGCCCAUCGAAAACGAGUUUUAAAGUGCCAUCCCGACAAGGUUCAAGAUGAGUCCCAACGAAUUGCUGCUCAAGAUGAGUUUCAGCGAGUCCAGCAAGCCUACGAAACACUCUCCGAUGAGAACCGCCGCGCCCGCUACGACCAAAAGGCCAAACUAGCCGAGUUGAAGCGGGAACUGCUCGAGAAGCGUCGACGAAACGCAGAGUCAACGCCGUAUUCUUCUCCACGAGGCAGUGGAAGUGGGGCUCCCCGCGAAGUGCGAGAAGGUCGCGUCUUUGAGGAGCGAGUGCCGGUGGAUAUCAUCUUAGAUGAGGAAUUGCGGUUCACCGAAGAGCCCCGUUCCAUGUCACGCAAGUACGAAGAGUUUGGCAUGCGAUCCAAGUCCAAAUCGACCGAGGAGAGGAAAACUCGCGUGCCGACGAGCAGCCAUCGAGCGGCCAAGGAACAGCGCGAGACAACCAAAGCAAAGCUGGCUGACCAAGCCAAACAACGCGACCGUGAACGCCGCCAGCAAGCCUCGGCCAAGUACGAUAGCUAUGACACGCUUGCGGAAUCCGACAGCGGUUCAGAAUCCAGUGGCUCUGAUGUCUACGUGCGUCUAAAGAAGCCUGCUUACCGAUCCCGCGAGUCCCGCGAUCCCCGGGAAUCGAGGGAAUCGCGAUCCCGGCCAACGGAAUCGGCACGGCGUCGCGGUGGAUCCUAUGAUGAUGACGACUAUGAUGAGCUUUCCGGGGGAUACAAGCUAAAGCAGUAUCUGGCCGAGGAACACAUUCAACGCUCUAAGCACGAAGGCCCGCGGGGAUCUCGGUCUCCACAGCGACACCGUGGUUACGAGUCGGCCGAACCAGAGAUGAACACCAGCCGGCGCACGGCUCGGUCCUCCCGCUCAACCCGGAAUCAGUCUUCCUCGCGCAACAAUUCCUGGGAGGACCUGGAAUCCCCACGUCGGGAACGUGAAGAGUUCAAGGUUCCCAAGAUGCCUAGUUCUUCCACCUCUCCUGCCUACAAGUCCUCUAUCCGCCCUUCCUUGUUUGGAGCCCGUGCCACUACCUCGACCGGCUUCACUCGUCCCAAACGGGAGACUUUCAGCCGCGAUGAGUCCAUUCUGGACAAAAUGGUCCGCGAGCCGGUCCCCCGAUCCUCCAGACGCUAUGACUCUGGUUACUCCAGCCCUAGCACCCCUGAGAUGCCCGCCAGAGGCUCCUCCCCCAAGACGACCGCUCGAUACAAGAUCGUUGACCCAGUGAUCAUCGAGCCUUCGAAACCCUCCAAGUACCGCUCUGUAUCUCCCGAACGGUCUCGUAUGACUCCAAAGCGAGCCAGCACCUUUGCCUCCUUCGAGACAGAAUCCCCCCGCAUAGAGGUCCGCUCUGUGCGGCCUGUGCGGCAGUACGAUGAUGUCGAGUACACUGCUCGCCCCCGGGCCCAAGACGUCAAGUACACCCGCGAGAUUCGACCCAGCGACGUCCACGUGUCGCCUGGCCGAUCUAAUUACUACAACGACCCCCGUCAUCACCCAAUGGGAAGACGGCAGUCGACCGCUGUAUGA
This is a messenger RNA of Penicillium brasilianum, 1626 nucleotides long. Lineage: Eukaryota; Fungi; Ascomycota; Eurotiomycetes; Eurotiales; Aspergillaceae. The record is from the annotation of a GenBank genome assembly.